Molecule: messenger RNA, 348 nt
Organism: Prunus persica (peach)
Lineage: Eukaryota; Viridiplantae; Streptophyta; Magnoliopsida; Rosales; Rosaceae
Product: heavy metal-associated isoprenylated plant protein 41
Exons: 3
Coding region: 1-348 (115 amino acids)
Molecular function (GO): metal ion binding
Source: RefSeq, a predicted model, not a curated record
AUGAAGCAAAAGAUAGUAGUGAGUGUGCCAAUGCACUGUGACAAAUGCCGAACCAAGGCCUUGAAGAUUGCUGCAGCUGCACACGGUGUGAACAAAGUGUCGAUCGAAGUAGACAAAGGUCAUAUGGAGGUGAUUGGAGAUGGGGUUGACUCUGUUUGCUUGACCAGUUUGUUAAGGAAGAAGCUUGGCUUCGCCACCAUUGUCAAAGUUGAAGAAGUGAAAGGAGCUAAAGAUGAUAAGAAAGAGGAAAAGGCAACGCCUCCCCCAGGCUGUGUUCAAUAUUGUCCUCCAAUGUACUAUGAACUGGUUGAUGAAUAUCCAGAACCAGUCCAAUGCUCUAUUAUGUAA